Molecule: messenger RNA, 2151 nt
Organism: Aspergillus calidoustus
Lineage: Eukaryota; Fungi; Ascomycota; Eurotiomycetes; Eurotiales; Aspergillaceae
Source: the annotation of a GenBank genome assembly
AUGGCUACUGUUAUCACUCUCCAGUCGUCCUCGACGGCUGGUCUCCAGCAAUCUUCUCCAACUGACCGUCAUCUUUUGCGUCCGCUGCCCCAGAAUAACCAGCAACAACCGCCGCAACAGCACCUGCCGCAACAGCCUCUACAGUCCCCCUCACCACCUGCACCCAUUGGUACUACGGUUCCCCGGCCUGCUCCUGCCCAACUCCGGGAUGGACCCAGUUGUGACGCCUGUUUACGCAGAAAGAGUCGGUGUGCUAUAAACAUGGCCACCAACAAGUGUUACUCGUGUGACUUUCAUCGCCAGGAGUGCACCUUCACCCUCUCAGCCACGACAACAACAACCACCACCACCACAACAGCUAGCCGCCCUAGCACGGCUGACAUCUCAUCGAAAAAACGUAAGAUCGAUGAGUUGGUGUCGAGUGAUGCGGAGUCCCCAAAAAGGUUAUCGACCGUCCCCAAGUCUGAGCCUGUUCGUUCGUCCUUGAGUGAACAUCAGCGGCUGAACACUGUGGCGUACUGGCACCAGUCAACCCAGCACAUCGGCCUCACCACGGAACUGGAGCCAGCCCUACUGGCGUAUCUCCCGGUAGAUCAAAACGACGAGAGCUUUGUAGCCGCUUCACGCGUGCGAAAACUUGGCGACGACGGCACGUUUAUGCGGGUCGUAAACACCAUGUCCCAUGCGGACUCGCCUCAGUCCGCCUCGCUGGAUGCCAUUGAGAGCCUGGUUGCUCCCUAUGGGUCCACCUUGGUGGAGAAGUACUUUGAACGCAUUCACCCUACCUUUCCCAUCUUAAUGGAAGAUGUCUUUCGUCAGUCGUAUAGGACUAGGAAUGGCAUCUCGCCGCUCUUGCUAUCAGCUGUCUAUGUAUUGGCACUGAAAUUUGUCGACAUUGGGCCGGCAUCUCAGUCCGCACGGCGACCGGACGCCGCUCGUCUUGAGAGCACUGCUCUGAAACUAUUGACCGAAUCUCUGCCCUAUGCGUCAAUAUCAACCAUCCAGGCCGGCCUACUUCUCAUGCAAAAGUCUACCGUGGCCACCGCGCCACUGAAUGCACAACUAGUGACCGCGGGGUUUGAACUUGGUCUGCAUCAAGAUUGCUCGGACUGGCGGAUGGAGACGUGGGAGAAGGGGCUCAGGAAACGCCUCGCUUGGGCACUUUAUAUGCAGGAUAAAUGGUCGGCCUUGGUUCAUGGGCGGCCUUCCCAUGUCGUUUCCUCCAACUGGACGGUCCAGGAUCUCGUGGAGGAAGACUUUUCAGAUACCUUCACAACGACAUCAUCGCAACCUGACGAUGCUCCUAUUGGCCACGGUCCAUUGUUCUUCUGCCAUAUGGUCGCAUUGACAACCAUCCUCUCCGAUAUUCUAGACCGUUUCUACACGCUGCAGUCGAUUGAGGAAUUUAAAGCUGCCGGAAACAACAGGACUAGAUUAAUCCUCGAGCGGGCCAAACCCGCUCAGAUCCGUCUCAAGGACUGGUUUGCGCGACUUCCUGGGCCACUAAAACUGGAGUCAGCAACAGACAUCUUCGAAACCAUCACGGAGGAAAACGCGCGGAAUGGCGCCCUUCACCUUUCCUACUUCGCAACCGAAAUCACCCUCCACCGCUGCAUUGUGCGCUCUCUCUCGCCCGACACUGCCGAUGCAUAUCUCUCUCACAUCUGCCGCUCCGCUGCCAAAACUCGCUUGAUAUCCGCCAUGGACUUUGUGAACCGACUUCGCCCGCCGCAUCUCCGGUCAUUCUGGCCUGCCGCCUCUAGAACGCACUUUGCGCUCAUUGGGUCCUUCGGCAUCCUGCUUCGUGUAACUGCCCCUACAAAGGAAGAGGCCGAGUUCUACCGUCUGCGCCUUUGCGAAUACCGCUGGACACUCAGCGUGAGCAAGAAGGACGCCGAAUUCCUCGAGUUUGCCCUGGACAGUCUGGACAACGCAACAAACCUCGAUCACCAUGUCCCAGAGAAACCGGGCAUCGACGAGUUAAUGACAAGCGCCUCAAAACCAACCACGAACCUCCGCACACAGCACGAAGAAUCGAUGCUCGACAUGGAGGGUGGGCACGGCGGGACUUCUUCUAUCAUAUCGGGCCUAGCAUCACCAGCUACAAGCAUCAGCGAGGACAGUAUGCGCGAUGCCAUCGCACCGAUAUAA